AUGAUGAAAAUAUCUAGAUACAAAGCUGAUUCGCAAGAUGACAAACCUUUUCUACCUUUAAAGUUGAAAAUGUAUCGAUCCAAAUUCCAAAAAUCAAUCAAAGAAAAAGAAAAGGAAAUGAAGACAGCAAAACAUUUGCAACAUAAAACUUUUGGUUUUGCUGAACUUCCAUUGCCAAAACCAAAUAAUUUUCUUAAAAAAGAUGAAGGUAUUCGGCAACAUUACGAUCGUCCGCAGACAUCUCAUCAUCGUUGUAAUUUCCGGCGUCCACCCAUUCCCCAUCUAGACGAGUUGAAAAAGGGUCAAUCGAUGCAAGACUUAAAAACUGAAAAGAACUUUAAGUUCAUUAAUAUAAAACGUGCAAAAUCGGCAGUUUUGCGAAACAAACCAGGACCAAAAUGCUUUGAGCAAAUGGCACCAGUUUACAUUCACUCACCGAAAUAUGGAAAAGUCCCUCGAUACUUGGAAAAUAUUAACGAACAAUUUCGUAAAAUGGAAAUCGAAUCAAAGAAGCAACAUGAAGAAGGAAGAAAUGAAAAAGGAAUUCGCGCUUUAACCCAAGAGGAAAAAAAUCAAUUGUUGGAUGGCUUGAGGCACAAUUGGGAUAUUAUGCAGAAAGAAUAUCAAAAAAUGCCUCUUUUAAUCGAUACAGUACCGAAACAGAUACGAAAGACACGAUUGGAAAAUAAUUUGAAGAGUUUGGAACGUGACAUUUGUUUGUUGAAUACGCCUUCAAAAUGCAUUUUCAUUGUUCCAGAUUAA
Molecule: messenger RNA, 762 nt
Organism: Clunio marinus
Lineage: Eukaryota; Metazoa; Arthropoda; Insecta; Diptera; Chironomidae
Source: the annotation of a GenBank genome assembly